GGCUAAAAAUGGGUUGUAUACAUAAAGGCAUUUAAUAAAUAUUCAGGAAAAUAUCACAGAGACAGUCAAAAAUCUAUUAUUAUAGUAAAAAUUGUUGCUGAAACAUUCACUGGCAUCAUUUUCCAUCUUUUUGGAGCUGAUGGAAGCUGCAGGUGAAGGUGCACAACAACCAUCUGGCGCGUGAAGUUUUCAUAAAACAACCAGCUCAACAAUCAGAAUAUGAAGUUGGUGAUUGUGGAGGCGAAAGUUGGAGGUUCAGCGGUCACUCAUUGGCUGUCCGGGUCCCAUAGAAACGGUGAUGUAGCGGCUGCAGGGGCCGGCUCUACCCGCAGCAGCUGAGGCGGAUCUGCAGCCUGAUUACGGCGCACAGCAGACUCCAACAUAAUUGAUGACCUAAUUGAAAAGCAGGAGGAGGAGGAGGAGGAGGAGGAUGGAGCCGGGGUGGAGGGGGUCACUCUCGGACAGGAGGAGAGAGAGAGACGCGCUCCAAUGAGGAAAAAGUUUACUUGUUCUUCCUCCGCACAGUCCCACAGCUGAGGGCAUUGAUGUGAGCGCAGAGGCUUUUCUGUUUUUUACGCGCACUUCUUUCCCCCCAUCUUCUCACCCUUCACACACGGAGCACAAAAAUCCACCUUCUCACCUUUAGUUUUUUAGCGCGUGUGUCUUGUGUUUCCUUUUCUUUCCCUUUUUCCUCCCUUUUAUGAAUGAUUCUCUCUCGCAGUCCUGCUGCCAAACUCUCCUCGGAUACCUCUCCGCAGCCGCCGCCGCCGCCGUCCUCGUCCAACGCACGACCUCACCUCGGCACAUCUUCUCUCCUCAAGCUCAAACGCCACCAGGACUUUCACUGCAGCUUCAGACGCACUUGGGGGAAAUAUCACUCGACGAGGAAAAACUUAAUACUUUGUGCAGCAGCAGAAGCAGCAGCAGCAGCAGCAGCGACCGUCAACAUGAGCCUGAAAGCGGACGCAGAGCCGAAUAACAACGUUUCCAUCGAGGAGGAGGUACGAACACUGUUUGUCAGUGGCCUGCCAGUCGAUAUCAAACCACGAGAACUUUACCUGCUCUUCAGACCUUUUAAGGGUUAUGAAGGGUCACUGAUUAAGUUAACAUCAAAACAGCCUGUCGGGUUUGUAACCUUUGACAGUCGAUCUGGAGCUGAAGCUGCAAAAAAUGCACUAAAUGGUAUCCGUUUUGACCCCGAAAGUCCCCAGACCCUGCGCUUAGAGUUUGCUAAAGCCAACACGAAGAUGGCAAAGAGUAAGCUGAUGGCCACACCGAACCCCACAAAUAUCCACCCCGCUCUAGGAGCACACUUCAUUGCACGGGACCCAUAUGAUCUGACAGGGGCAGCACUGAUCCCAGCAUCACCGGAUGCCUGGACUCCGUACCCUCUGUACACCACGGAGCUGACCCCCGGCCUCCCUCACGCUGCCUUCACUUACCCGGCGGCCGCUGCCGCUGCUGCAGCCCUCCACGCCCAGGUGAGGGACCAACCGAUGCGCUGGUACCCUACUCCCUCUGAGACUUCCCAGCCUGGAUGGAAGUCCCGGCAGUUUUGUUAGAUAUUUAGCCUCUGGAAACCACACCUUUGUCCAGCUGAAGUGAGGUUUGCCAAGCUCUUCAUUAAUUUAAUCAGGUUUAUUUAAUGGACAAAUGUGCAUUAUUAUAAACAAACAGUAUUUAUAUCUCCUCCCGAUUGUCUCUGGGGGGAGUCUGAGUUGAAACCAUCUUGCUGUCGACAAUCUAAGCUCAUCCUUGGCAACUAUUGCGGUACCAUCUUAGCACUUCAAAAUAAAAGCCUCAUGCAAAUCCCG
This is a messenger RNA of Stegastes partitus (bicolor damselfish), 1814 nucleotides long. Its product is annotated as RNA-binding protein with multiple splicing. The record is from RefSeq and is a predicted model, not a curated record. The coding region runs from base 705 to 1562 and encodes 285 amino acids. Gene Ontology annotation, molecular function: protein homodimerization activity; RNA binding. Lineage: Eukaryota; Metazoa; Chordata; Actinopteri; Pomacentridae. The transcript is spliced from 8 exons.